AUUAUGUGUCUUGUAGGUGUUUUCUGCAGAUAUAGUGUCAGUCUGCCAGAGAAGAUUGAAGCUCUCCGUGGAUCCUGUGUGAUCAUAAAGUGCACUUUUGAGAUUGAGGACAAAUAUGACCGAGACCUCACUGAGAACGCUACUACAGGACUGUGGCUCAAAGAUGGAACUGAAGAGGAUCCACAUCAAGUGUUUAACUCCAGAGAUCACAAACCUGAUAACUUUAAUGGGAAAAUAACUGGAAAACUACAUGAGAAGAACUGCACCACUGUCUUUUAUAAUGUUAGCUCAAAUCACAAUGGUAAAUAUUACUUCAGGAUUAAGAGUGAAUAUCUGAAAUACACCUACAAACAAUCCUUCUCCACUAUAGAUGUUAUCGAGUCUCCUCCCAAACCCAGAGUGCAGCUGUAUGUGGCGCAGGAUCAGGAGGAGGUGUUGGAGGGGAGCUCUGUGAGUCUGCGCUGCUCUGCUGAGACUCUCUGCUCCUCUCCUCCAGCAACUCUCACAUGGAGCUCCACUCCCAGAAUCCCCCUCAGUGAGAGCAGCAGACUACAGGAGCUCAUCUCUGAUCUGAACUUCACUGCUACUCACCGUGAGCAUGGAGUCACUUUCACCUGCACUAUAACCUACCAGCUACAGGACAAGAACAAAACAGCACAGGACAGCAUCACAGUACAUGUUCAGUAUUCCCCUAAAAAUACAUCAGUGUCUGUGGUUCCCUCCAGCUCUGUGUUGGAGGGCAGUUCGGUGACUCUGAUCUGCAGCAGUGAUGCAAAUCCAGCUGUGAACUACACCUGGUCCAGAGAGAGUGAAGGACAGCUGGAGCAGCUGCAGACUGGAGACACUCUUACCUUCAACAGGACCGACCCGACACACAGAGGCUGGUACCACUGUACAGCUCAGAACCAACAUGGUGCCCAAAACUCAUCAGUGAAGCUGGACAUUCAGUAUGCCCCAAAGACCAUAUCAGUUUCAGUGAUUCCCUCCAGCUCUGUGUUGGAGGGCAGUUCGGUGACUCUGAUCUGCAGCAGUGAUGCAAAUCCAGCCGUGAACUACACCUGGUCCAGAGAGAGUGAAGGACAGCUGGAGCAGCUACAGACUGGAGACACUCUUACCUUCAACAGGACCGACCCGACACACAGAGGCUGGUACCACUGUACAGCUCAGAACCAACAUGGUGCCCAAAACUCAUCAGUGAAGCUGGACAUUCAGUACGCCCCAAAAAACAUGUCAGCUUUAGCGAUUCCCUCCAGCUCUGUGUUGGAGGGCAGUUCAGUGACUCUGAUCUGCAGCAGUGAUGCAAAUCCAGCCGUGAACUACACCUGGUCCAGAGAGAGUGAAGGACAGUUGGAGCAGCUGCAGCCUGAACAAAAUCUUACCUUCAACAGGACCGACCCGACACACAGAGGCUGGUACCACUGUACAGCUCAGAACCAACAUGGUGCCCAAAACUCAUCAGUGAAGCUGGACAUUCAGUAUGCCCCUAAAAUCUCUUCAUCCUCCAGCUGUAACAGAACUAAUGUAACUGUGUGUUUCUGUGAGGCUGAUGGGAAUCCCUCUCCUGAACUGGAGUGGCAUCUGUCUGGACGUCCUGUCACUAACUCUUCAAACACGUUCAUCAGUGAAGAGCGAUUGAGCAGCACAGGCUUGAGGAGCUCCAUCACUCUACAUCAGUCUCUCACAAACACAUCCACUCUGCAGUGUGUCAGUAACAACAUUCGAGGCACUGCAAGUCAACUGUUUCAUUUGCUUCAUGUCACUCUUCAGAAGUCAGGUUUCCAUCAUUUCUCUUUUUUGGUUGGAGCAGCUGGUGGGGCUACUGUGAUGAUGAUCUUAUGUGGCAUUUUACUUAUCCGUGCAAGAAGAGAAAGCAACACAAGACUAGAUGGUGACCCUGGACUCAUGCUGACUGACUGGGAGGAUGAGAGUGGUCCUGUUUAUGCCAAUAGCACUAUGCUGUCACCAAAUGGAGCUUCCACCCAGAAUCAUAAAAGAGAACCCCUCCAUUAUGCCACCAUUGACUUCACAAACAUCCAACCGGAGUCAGAAGAGAUCAGGGGCGUCUCCUCGCUGACAACGGAGUACGCUGUGGUCCGAUGUUAUCCUGGUGGAGUAUCAGAGGCAGAGAGCUCAAUAGGAGGUGAUCGGCCCAACAGCAGUAUCUCAGCUGUAAUGAAGUCUGAGGAAAAUCAAACCAUACUAGAGCAGGAGGCAGAUAUUGGAGUAGUGUUCUCCCAGCCAUCAGAAGAUAACACGUAUGAAAGUAUCACCACUUGAGCUAGAAUUGCUCACACAAUCAGUGUUUUCCCAUGUAAUUACAAAGAAUAUUGACUGGAGCUUUAAAGCUUGAAACAGAAGCUAAAGGAGCCAUAAAAGUAAAAAUGUCAUACAACUUAUGGGUUAUAUAUAUAUAUAUAUAUACGCGCACACACACAUCAGGUAAAAUAAGUAUUAAACACGUCACCAUUUUUCCCAGUAAAUAUAUUUCUAAAGGUGCUGUUGACAUGAAAUUUUCACAAGAUGUCAGUAACAACCCAAGUAAUCCAUACAUACAAAUAAAACAAAACAAAUAAGUUCAGAAAUUAAGUUAUGUAGAUCAUGUGACCCUUCAACAGUGAUGCACGCGGAGUCCUUCGCUCUGC
Molecule: messenger RNA, 2642 nt
Organism: Onychostoma macrolepis
Lineage: Eukaryota; Metazoa; Chordata; Actinopteri; Cypriniformes; Cyprinidae
Product: myelin-associated glycoprotein-like
Exons: 9
Coding region: 4-2277 (757 amino acids)
Source: RefSeq, a predicted model, not a curated record